AUAAUGAUUUUGGCCCCCCCUAAAAGCCUUGUGAGUUGUGAACUCAACCACAACAAACUGCAGUACAUUGAAUCCAGAGUUAGGCUGCUGUUUUCUUGAUGGAGUAAUAUUUUACUACUGUUUCAUAAUGUGAGCAGAUGGGUUGGUCAAAGAUGAAAUCUUGGGGUGGUUUGAGUUUCUGAGAAUGAUAGGUAUACUAUUUUAAGUGAGAAGGGAGCAGAGAACGUGCUUUUUUUUGUCUGGGUGUUCUUCAAACUUAACUCCACGCUUGUGGAGAAAAUCUAUGCUUUGAUUUAGGGGCCUUAUUAUUUGUUUCUAGUUAUCUACACCCUCUCACAUAAUUCCCUUUUGGAUUAGCAAACAAUUAGUAUUAUAACUUUUGGUCCGAGAGAGAGAGAGAGGGGGGGGGGUUUCUUUUCUCUUUGGAAUUUGGGGAAGGUUUCGCCUUUUGAGGUCUGCAGCAAGGCAUGCUUUGCUCCUCCCAUCAUGGAAUUAUGAAUACAAAUAAUAUUAGGCUCUUUCUUUGAGCAAACUCCUUCAACUUGGGGAUUUUCUUUUUUUGUUUUCUUCUUAUGCUGGGGUUUGUUCAAAUCUUCUCCUAGUGUGAAAUGUGGAUGAUGCUUGUAAUGAUAGACUGCCUUGAGCCGACGAAAGGCCUCUUCUUUGCAGGAAAAAGCGAGUCUUGAAAAGGUGUAGCAAAAAAGCUCAUGAGUGCGUGUCUUUUCUCGAUCUCUUAGAUUCCCCUUGUGUUUGAGGGAGUAAAAGGUGUGAAUUCUUAGUUGAGGUGAAAACUAAAAGGUUGGGUUUUGGAAGAUGGGUGAGAAAAGGCAAGGGUCCCAGAUGAUGGCUGUGAGGGGGAAUGAAGCAGAGGGGACUGAGAGAAAACAUUCUGCUCUACUGAAAUUCUGUUCUAAUCGUCGGGUUUUGGGAAUCUCGAUCUUGCUAAUGUUGUUUCUGAGUAAGAAUAUCUAUGAUCAUAUGGAUGAUGAGCAGCAGAAGAGGAGGAAGGAAGUUCUUGUAGGCAUGUGUGAUCAGAGGGCUAGGAUGUUGCAGGAUCAAUUUAGUGUUAGUGUUAAUCAUGUCCAUGCCCUUGCCAUCCUCGUCUCUACUUUUCAUUUUUACAAGAAUCCCUCUGCAAUUGAUCAGGAAACCUUUGCAGAAUACACAGCUAGAACAGCUUUUGAGAGGCCGUUAUUGAGUGGGGUGGCCUAUGCUCAGAGGAUUCUGAAUUCUGAAAGGGAAGAAUUCGAGAGGCAGCACGGAUGGACCAUUAGAACAAUGGAGGAAGAAGAGCCUUCCCCGAUUAGGGAUGAGUAUGCACCUGUGAUAUUCUCUCAAGAAACUGUUUCCUACAUUGAAUCGCUUGAUAUGAUGUCAGGGGAGUUCAUUUUGUCAACACAGGAGGACCGUGAAAACAUACUGAGGGCUCGAGCUACUGGUAAAGCAGUCCUUACUAGCCCAUUUAGGUUGCUAAACUCACAUCAUCUUGGGGUUGUUUUGACGUUUCCGGUUUACAAUUCCAAGCUUCCGCCUAACCCGACUGUGCAAGAGCGCAUUGAAGCAACGGCCGGGUACCUAGGUGGGGCCUUCGAUGUUGAGUCCCUUGUUGAGAAUCUACUUGGGCAACUUUCUGGGAACCAGGGGAUUGCUGUUAUUGUAUACGAUGUUACCAACUCUUCUGAUCGUUUGAUCAUGUAUGGCCAGCAAUCUCUAGAAAGUGAUAUGUCACUUAAGCAUGUGAGCAGGCUUAACUUCGGAGACCCAUUCCGCAGGCAUGAGAUGAUAUGUGGGUACCUUCAGGAGGCUCCAACAUCAUGGAUUGCGCUAACAACAUCAUUCUUUGUCUUCGUGAUUGGCAUCUUAGUUGCGUAUAUGAUAUAUAGCGCCGCUAUUCACAUUGUGAAAGUUGAAGAUGAUUUUCGUAAAAUGCAGGUUCUGAAAUCUCAAGCGGAAGCUGCAGAUAUAGCCAAAUCUCAGUUUUUGGCUACUGUUUCUCACGAAAUAAGAACUCCCAUGAACGGGAUCCUAGGCAUGCUACAGUUGCUAUUAGACACGGAGCUGAGUUCGGCGCAAAAGGACUUUGCUCAAACAGCUGAAGCUUGUGGAGAAGUACUGAUAACCUUGAUAAAUGAAGUGCUUGACAGGGCAAAGAUUGAAGCUCGCAGGUUGGAGCUUGAGGCUGUCCCGUUCGACAUUAGGUCGAUUCUAGAUGAUGUUUUGUCCUUAUUCUCUGAGAAAUCAAGGCAAAAGGGUGUCGAGUUGGCUGUUUUUGUGUCAGAUGAAGUGCCCGAAGUUGUUGUCGGGGAUCCAGGAAGAUUUAGGCAGGUCAUCACCAAUCUUGUUGGGAACUCAGUAAAAUUUACUGAGCAAGGACAUAUAUUUGUUCAAGUCCUUUUGGCUGCACAAGCAAAGUCAGUUAUGGAUGCGGAGACUGAAAUAUGCACGAAUGGAGAAUCUGAGUGCAAAGUGCAAUCUUGCAUUCGACAGUACAAUACACUGAGCGGUAGACAAGCUGCAGAUGACCGCAGCAGCUGGGUAACCAAUAAACAUUUAGAUGAUGAAUCUGGUGAUGCUUCGUGUACUGUGAUGAAUGGUGAUGCUUCGACAACUGUGAUGAAUGGUGAUGCUUCUCACGGUGUUGCCUUGAUGGUAUGUGUCGAAGAUACUGGGAUCGGUAUCCCUGAACAAGCACAAAAGCGGGUGUUCACACCGUUUAUGCAGGCGGACAGCUCAACUUCUAGAAAUUACGGUGGAACUGGUAUUGGGUUGAGCAUUAGCAAAUGUCUAGUUGAGCUGAUGGGUGGUCAAAUGGACUUCAAAAGCCGUCCUCAAGUAGGAAGCACGUUCUUCUUCGCUGUUGAGUUUAGGAGCUGUGAGAAUAAUUUGAUUGUAAAUCUGAAGAAAUCUCUUUCCGAUGAUCUGCCUAACUCGUUUAAAGGGAUAAAAGCACUUAUAGUUGAUGGCAAACCGGUUAGAGCUGCUGUCACAAAGUACCACUUGAAGCGAAUCGGUAUUCAGGCCCAGACCGUUGGUAGCAUCGCUAAGGCAGUUGCAGUUUUCGGAAAAUACUGCUCUCUGAUUUCUAGAGAUGAAAAGCCGCCAGAUGUAUUACUCGUUGAAAAGGAUUUGUGGAUUCCCGGUGAAGAAUAUGACAUGAUGCAGUUAUCGAGCUGGAGAAAAAAUGGCCAUUUGUAUAAACUCCCAAAGAUGGUCCUUCUUGCAACCAACAUCACAGCUGCCGAGUGUGAGAAAGUGAAGGUGGCUGGAUUUGAAGAUACGGUCAUCAUGAAACCUCUGAGAGCGAGUAUGGUGGCUGCGUGCUUGCAGCAAGUAUUGGGGAUUGGUAAAAAAAAGCCGCACGGGAAGGAAUUGCUGAACAGAAGUAUCGGUAAAUCUGGCUUGCUAUCUGGCAAGAAGUUUCUGGUGGUUGAUGAUAACGUGGUGAACCGUAGAGUUGCUGCCGGUGCCCUAAAAAAAUUCGGUGCAGAAGUGCACUGCGCUUCAAGUGGCCAAGAGGCUCUGAAGUUGCUCCAAAUACCACAUGAGUUCAGUGCCUGCUUCAUGGAUAUUCAGAUGCCUGAAAUGGACGGGUUUCAGGCGACCACUCUUAUUCGGGAAAUGGAGCGUAGAGCAAAUGCACACGUAAACGGAGAGUGCACCACGGAAGGAGAGGCAAGGAAGGGUGAGUGGCACAUCCCAAUAUUGGCGAUGACAGCUGACGUCAUACACGCCACGCUAGAGAAAUGUUUGAAGAUUGGCAUGGAUGGAUAUGUAUCGAAACCUUUCCAGGAGAAGAGUCUGUACGAGGCUGUGGCGAAAUUCUUCGAACCAAAGGAAACCGUAAACUCUUCUUGAUUCAUCUAUCCGACAGUGCCACUGCCAGCAAUUUUUGCUCAUUCUGCUGCCUGUGGAUUCGCUGAAACGGACGCUUGCUUCGACUCCGUUUGCAACGCGUGGUUGUAUGUAUAUUUACUAGGGAAAGAUGUAAAUGUUUGAGGGGGUUUCACAGCCUAGGUCAAGAAGCGAUUUGGUCUCUGUAGAAAAUCAUCGUAUAUGAAUGUUGUGUUGUAGAAUUAGUUUAAAGCAUGUAAGCGAUAGUUGUUGCCAUUCAUAAUCACAACUCUUUGUUUGCAUAUUCAA
Molecule: messenger RNA, 4140 nt
Organism: Salvia hispanica
Lineage: Eukaryota; Viridiplantae; Streptophyta; Magnoliopsida; Lamiales; Lamiaceae
Product: histidine kinase CRE1-like
Biological process (GO): phosphorylation; phosphorelay signal transduction system
Cellular component (GO): nucleus
Molecular function (GO): phosphorelay sensor kinase activity
Source: RefSeq, a predicted model, not a curated record